AUGCCGGGCUCCUGGGUGCUGGUGCUGGCGGUGCUGGGGGGGGCCUGCGCCCUCCCCGCCCCGGCCCCCCUCGCCUACACCCAGGCGCUGGCCCAGGCCGUCGACUCCUUCAACCAGCGCCCCGAGGUGCAGAACGCCUUCAGGCUGCUCAGCGCCGACCCCGAGCCUGCCCCGGGCGUCGAUCUGAGCACCCUGCGGGGACUCAACUUCAGCAUAAUGGAGACGGAGUGCGCCGCGAGCGCCCGGGUGAACCCCGACGACUGCGACUUCAGGGAGAACGGGGUCAUCAAGGAGUGCUCGGGGCCGGUGCAGUUCCUGCAGAGCUCCCCCGAAAUCGACCUGCGCUGCACGGACGCCUCCUCCGACCCGGUUCUCAUCCAGCGGGGCCGGUUCGGGCGCUUCUUCGGCAGGAUCCGACGCUUUCGGCCCAGGAUCAGCAUCACCGUCCGCGCCGGAGCCUCCGUCCGCUUCGGUUGA
Messenger RNA from Gavia stellata (red-throated loon), 477 nucleotides. RefSeq names its product cathelicidin-2-like. The record is from RefSeq and is a predicted model, not a curated record. Gene Ontology annotation, cellular component: extracellular region. The transcript is spliced from 4 exons. Gene Ontology annotation, molecular function: lipopolysaccharide binding. Gene Ontology annotation, biological process: antimicrobial humoral immune response mediated by antimicrobial peptide; defense response to Gram-positive bacterium; innate immune response. NCBI's taxonomy places the organism in Eukaryota, Metazoa, Chordata, Aves, Gaviiformes, Gaviidae. The coding region runs from base 1 to 477 and encodes 158 amino acids.